AUAAACAUAACCUCAAUUUCCUGACGUCAAUAAAAAGCAGACAGCCCCGCUGUUUAUUGAAUGGUUUUUUCGAAUUUCUUACAAAUAAGACUUGUAUCACUCGGUAGUUACUUAAAAAGGAUGGGUAGAAAAAACCGCCAAUAUAAUAAAUUCGCUCAGCGAAAGCGGGAACGCAAAGAGCAGGAGAAGAAUCCCCAGGAGAAGCCAGCUGCUGACAAUAGAAAGCAUUACGAUGAUAUUGUCAGGGAAAAUGCUGCAUUUGAGGAGUAUUAUAAGGGUCAAAAAGUGUGCCCAGAAGAUGAAUGGGACACAUUCAUGAAGACCCUCAAAGAGAACUUACCAACAGCAUUCCGUAUCACCGGUUCCAAGUGUGAGGCAGCUGCGCUCAUGAAGCUAGUGAAGAGCCAGUACUUCUCCGAGAUCCUCAACAUGAAGCUACACGCUGAGGGGGAUGAUGGAGAGGGGGAGGAGAUUAAACCUAUUAAUUUGCCUUGGUACCCCGGAGGUUACGCCUGGCAGCUCCGUCUAUCCCGCACAGACAUCAGACGUAACGAGGCUCUGUACAAACUACACAACUUCCUAGUAGCUGAGACGGCUGCGGGUGGAGUGUCUAGACAAGAGACUGUGUCUAUGAUACCGCCUGUCGUUCUUGAUGUUCAACCUCAUCAUAAGGUAUUGGACAUGUGUGCAGCUCCUGGAUCUAAAACAGCACAGUUGAUUGAAUUCCUUCAUGCUGAUGAAGACAAAAUGCCUACAGGAUUCGUAAUGGCAAACGAUGUGGACAACAACAGAUGCUACAUGUUGGUACACCAGGCUAAGAGACUGAACUCUCCCUGCAUACUGAUCACGAACCACGACUCCGCUGUCAUGCCGUCUCUAGUUGUUACUGAUGAUAAGAAUCCUGGUGCAACAAAACCACUGAAGUUCGACCGCAUUCUCUGUGAUGUGCCGUGUUCAGGAGACGCCACGCUCAGAAAGAACCCCGACAUAUGGCUCAAAUGGUCUACUGGCAAUGGGAAUAAUCUUCAUGGCAUCCAAUACCGAGUUCUCAAACGUGGCUGCGAGCUCCUCGAAGUUGGAGGACGUUUGGUCUACUCCACAUGCUCAUUCAACCCCGUGGAAAACGAGGCAGUAGUCCACAGAGUACUCCAAGAGACCGCAGGGUCUGUAGCCCUGGUCAAUGUCGCUGAUAUGCUGCCAGGUCUCAAGUUCCACAAGGGCAUGACAUACUGGCGUCCAGCAUCCAAAGACAUGGUAUUCUACGAGAAGUACGAGGAUGUACCUGAGAAGUGGCAGACCGUGGUCAGACCGCAGAUGUUCCCGCCCAAACCUGAGGACUUGGACAAAUAUAAUUUGGAUAGAUGCGUUCGAAUCCUCCCCCACCACCAAGACACAGGCGGUUUCUUCGUAGCAGUGUUCGAGAAACUCGCCCCCCUCCCGUGGGAGAAGGACAUCACGCCCGCAGAGACUUCAGAAGUUAAAGAAGAGGAGAAGAAGGAACCGCCUAAGAAGAAGAGGAGAAUGGGAGGCUAUAGAGAAGAUCCUUUUGUGUUCUUUUCCGGUGAAAAAGAAGACGUAUUCCCCUCAAUAAAAGAAUUCUACAAUCUCAACUCGGACUUCGACGCCACCUGUCUUCUCACGCGAUGUUUCGUGGGGAAGAAGAAGAACAUAUACUUAGUUUCUCCAAUAGUGAAGGACGUUGUGGCGAAGAAUGAGUCAAGUAUCAAGAUUAUUAAUACGGGUGUCAAGACUUUUGUACGAUGCGAUAAUAAGAAUAUGGUUUGUCCGUUUAGGCUAUCGCAAGAAGGUCUACAAAGCAUAGCGCAGUUCAUAGGCUCAGCUCGUCGCCUGCGCAUCACCAGGGAGGAUCUGAUCCUCGUGCUGCAAAAUGACAACCCCAGCAAGCCGCCCGAUGUUAAACUGUUCUCCGAGUCCACGCAGGAACUGGUUAAGGGGUUCGCUACAGGCAGCUGCGUAUUAGAAUACAAAGAAGAAGGCGACUCGUCUCUGCAACUAACGCUAGUAGGUUGGCGCGGCGUCCACUCUCUCCGCGCGUACACCGCGACUGCCGACACCGUGCACUAUCUCAGACUGCUCGGCGCUGAUUAUAGUAGAUAUGACAUAAACAAGUUCAAGAAAGCCUCCGACGUUCCGGAAGCCGAUGGCGACCCUGAAGCCGACUCCGGCGACGUGACCGAAGUCGUUGACGCCGAGUCCACUAGCGCCGCAGCGGCGAGUAGCGACACUAAUGGCGAAGAUGCACAGACCACUAGCGCCACGGCGGCCAGUAGCGACAACGGCGACGUACAGAUGACAGAACAGUCUGCUUCAUAGUGAAUAAGGCUGUUAGAUUAAGUUGUAUUGUAUUUGUAUUAUAUUUUAUAUAUUGGAAUUAAAAUUAUCUUUGACUA
Messenger RNA from Helicoverpa armigera (cotton bollworm), 2411 nucleotides. It is a transcript of the gene Nsun2, whose product is annotated as tRNA (cytosine(34)-C(5))-methyltransferase. The coding region runs from base 61 to 2334 and encodes 757 amino acids. Gene Ontology annotation, molecular function: tRNA (cytidine-N5)-methyltransferase activity; tRNA binding. The record is from RefSeq and is a predicted model, not a curated record. Lineage: Eukaryota; Metazoa; Arthropoda; Insecta; Lepidoptera; Noctuidae. Gene Ontology annotation, cellular component: cytoplasm; nucleus. Gene Ontology annotation, biological process: tRNA methylation. The transcript has 14 exons.